Drosophila suzukii is the source of this 1080-nucleotide messenger RNA. It is a transcript of the gene Prx4, whose product is annotated as Peroxiredoxin 4. Gene Ontology annotation, biological process: cellular response to stress; response to oxidative stress; cell redox homeostasis. Gene Ontology annotation, molecular function: thioredoxin peroxidase activity. NCBI's taxonomy places the organism in Eukaryota, Metazoa, Arthropoda, Insecta, Diptera, Drosophilidae. Gene Ontology annotation, cellular component: endoplasmic reticulum; cytosol. The record is from RefSeq and is a predicted model, not a curated record.
GCUUAUCUUUACGGAAGCGCAGCAACAAUAAGGGUUUUACCAAAAUCAAUUGAAGUUCUGGCAAUUGAAAUAGAAUUUUUUGACUGCGUGGCUUCUAGUUGUGGGCGUGUUCGCAUUUUUGGACCAGUCAUGAACAAGUACUUAUCUGUGCUACUGCUAUCCGUGGCAAUUGCUGGAGCUGCUAAGCCAGAAGAUAAUGAAUCGUGCUACUCCUUUGCCGGCGGGAACGUUUAUCCCGAUCAGCCAAAGGGCGACCAUCAAUUGCAGUACACCAAGGCAGUCAUUUCCAAGCCAGCCCCACAGUUCGAGGGAACCGCUGUGGUUAACAAGGAGAUUGUGAAGCUAUCGCUGUCCCAGUAUCUGGGGAAGUAUGUGGUGCUACUCUUCUACCCACUGGACUUCACCUUUGUCUGCCCCACAGAGAUCAUAGCCUUCUCCGAUCGCAUUUCCGAGUUCAAGAAGAUCAAAACGGAAGUGAUUGGGGUCAGUGUGGACUCGCACUUCACCCAUUUGGCUUGGAUCAACACGCCGCGCAAGGAGGGAGGUCUGGGCAACGUCAAGAUUCCACUGCUCUCCGAUCUGACGCACAAGAUCAGCAAGGACUACGGAGUCUAUCUGGAGUCCAGUGGACAUGCCCUGCGCGGUCUCUUUAUCAUCGAUCAAACCGGAGUUCUGCGCCAGAUCACCAUGAACGAUCUGCCAGUGGGACGAUCUGUAGAUGAGACUAUUCGACUGGUUCAGGCCUUCCAGUACACGGAUACCCAUGGAGAGGUGUGCCCAGCGGGUUGGAAGCCAGGUGCCGAUACGAUCGUACCGAACCCAGAGGAGAAAACCAAGUAUUUUGCCAAGAACAACUAAGGACAGAUGACCAUCCCAUUAGCAUCCAAGCCCAGUUCAUUCCAAGAGUUCACGACUGAAUCACGACUAAAUCGAACAAUAGACCCCCAUCGCUUGAGUCCGCUGUACAAAGUCCGUAAUGCCACCGAUUGCAAAUGGUUUGCAUUUGUUUUGUAAAAAAUGUAGUUUGUUUAUUUUACAGCAUAACUGAGAGAUAAAUAAAUUGAUGAAGUACAGGUUUAA